AUGGCUCCGAGUGCGCGAGGCUGGCAGAUGAUCGAGAUCGUCACCGUUUUGGUGGCCAUGUGUUUUAUCUCAGUCGUGUUGAGAGUUGUCGCCCGUUUGCAAAGGAGAGUUGGAUUUGGUGUGGAUGACUAUCUUAGUGUCAUAUCCAUGGUGUUGAUGAUUGCCAUGCUCAUAGAGCUGGGGCUAUGGUGCUCUAUCGGAGGAAACGGGGCCCACGUUAAAGAUCUCGAUGCCGAUACCUUGAUGAACUACUAUAAGAUCUUCCUCGCCAACCAAUUCACCUACUUCCUCCUCUGCCCCGCUAUCAAAGUCUCCAUAAUAUGCUUCUACCGCCGCGUAUUUACAACCCCACGCUUCCAAACCUUCACCUUUGGCCUAAACUGCCUCAUCGGCGCAUGGGGAACGGGAAUCUUCCUCGCCUGCGCGGGCCAAUGCCGUCCACUACGCGCAUACUGGGACCACAGCAUCGAGGGCCAAUGCUUCGAUGCAAACCUCUUCUUCAUCGUCAACCAAGCGUUCAACGUCCUCAUGGACUUUGUCAUUCUCGUCCUCCCAAUCCCAAUGAUCUGGAAUCUACAUCGUGCCUGGCAAGAUAAGCUCGCGCUGAAUGGUGUCUUCGCGCUGGGUACCUUUGUCUGCUUUGCCAGUAUCUACCGGAUCGUCGUGCUCUUCUGGAUUAGUCCGUCUGAUCCUACGUACACCGUUUACCAGGCUACCCUCUGGACACAUGUUGAGCCCUCUGUUGGCUUGAUCUGUUCUUGUCUCCCGAUUAUUCGUGGACUCUUCCCGGCUCUGAAGCUGAAGAAUCGAUCGAAUCGCAGCGAUCGCCCGUAUUAUAUUAAUACCGAUAUGAGCAAUUCCAAUUUCCUGUCUAAGUCGAGUCCGCGAUCCCCGGAUUUGGAGUAUGUGAAAAUGGAAGCGGGUAUGUAUAAUGCGCGGAUCGAGCGUACCGGCGGUGUGAUGGGUCGUGGGAGGCUUUUAGGGGAUGAUUUGCAUCCGUUGAAUAUCAAGGUUCAGACUGAUAUUGCGAUUACACCGGAGAGUGACUCUAAUGCGUCUGAGGAUGUGCAAGUCCAGCGAGAGUGA
Penicillium cataractarum is the source of this 1086-nucleotide messenger RNA. RefSeq lists its product as uncharacterized. The record is from RefSeq and is a predicted model, not a curated record. NCBI's taxonomy places the organism in Eukaryota, Fungi, Ascomycota, Eurotiomycetes, Eurotiales, Aspergillaceae. The coding region runs from base 1 to 1086 and encodes 361 amino acids. The transcript has 3 exons.